Molecule: messenger RNA, 411 nt
Organism: Cydia fagiglandana
Lineage: Eukaryota; Metazoa; Arthropoda; Insecta; Lepidoptera; Tortricidae
Exons: 4
Coding region: 1-411 (136 amino acids)
Source: RefSeq, a predicted model, not a curated record
AUGGCAAGGGCUGGGUCAUCAGAAGAAAUACUUACAUUAAAAGACAUACAUACACCUGCAUCCUCUAACACUACCGUAACUGAACCUUCGGAUGAAAAUGUUAAGCUGAGCCAAGAAACUGCAUUACCUGAGGUUGCUAAAUCAGGAGGUGGACUUGAAGAUAAGCGGCAACAGUUUUUAAAAUUUCGAAAGCAAUUUAUUCAACAACAGAAUGAGUACAUCGACCGAUAUACCAAAUUGCGUGAGAUGGAGGAAAAGUCUGGCAUGCCCAAUUCGGCCAUCGGAGAGGUGUGCGUGCUGUCCGUCACAGACUGGCCGGCCCAUGACCUGCUGCUCUUGACCAACGACUUAUCCACGGAGCCCUCGACCAAUAUGAUAGGAGUUCUCGGUAUACUAAAGACGUAUAUGUAA